Closterium sp. NIES-67 is the source of this 690-nucleotide messenger RNA. NCBI's taxonomy places the organism in Eukaryota, Viridiplantae, Streptophyta, Zygnematophyceae, Desmidiales, Closteriaceae. The record is from the annotation of a GenBank genome assembly.
AUAAAAUGCGAGACCACAAAAUCGAGCUGGAGCCCGGCGCGCAGCCUACUGUACGAACUCAAUGGCGUCUGACUCAGCCCGAGCUACACAAGUUACGGAACCAACUUGACUAUGUGUUAGCAAAAGGGUUUAUUCGGUCGAGCACGUCCCCGUUCGCGGCGCCGAUCCAGUUUACCCCAAAGAAAGACGGCGGAAUUCGCAUGUGCACAGACUAUCGUGCCCUUAAUCGGGUAACGAUAAAAUCGCGCUACCCAAUCCCACGCACGGACGAGUUGAUUGACAACCUUCGCGGAGCUCGCUACUUUUCGAAGAUCGACCUUCGUGGCGGUUACCAUCAAAUUCGGGUGUUCGCCGACGACUGCCACAAGACCACGUUUCGUACUCGCUAUGGGAGUUACGAAUGCACGGUGAUGCCGUUUGGAUUAACGAACGCCCCCUCAACGUUCCAUCUCACCAUGAACGGGGUGUUCCGCGAUCUACUCGACAAAUGUGUGAUAAUUUACUUGGAUGACAUCCUGAUUUACAGCAAGACCCGGGAGCAACAUCUAAAGGACUUGGAAGCGGUUUUUCAGCGAUUGCAGCAGCAUCGUCUCAUCACCAAGGGCUCCAAGUGCGAGUUUUUGAAACAACAACUGGAGUUCCUGGGGCACGUAAUAUUCAAAUAGACCCGAAAAAACUCUGGGCUAUUCA